CGCCGCCCCAUCAAUCCACUCGCUUGGCUCCACGACUGAAGAUCCACGACAAAUGCUGACCUGCGACACGCCUGCUCAGCCCACCAGUAAACACAUACAUUGUACAGUUGUAGGCACUGCAGUGGUGGUACAGUAUCUUCUGUCUCACCGCCCUUCAACAGCAGACCAACAUACAUCGCUCACUACCAAUUCCUCCUUCAACAAACAUCUGUGCUAAUCACUUCACUCAUCAUCUUUGUUCUGGUGACGACUCCCGCCUCCAAUCCGAGUCUCCACUCGUUACUUCUGACACCUCCCCACACGACUUGCGACGCGUUGCGUUGCGUUGCGUAGGGUGUCGCUUGGCCUCAGCGCCCCAGUCUUGCAUUGGCUGGCCGACCGACCGACCGACCGUUUAGACACCGCAGUCACUAUUCAUCAAUCAAGUUCUCCCACGGCCGUGCUUUUUGCGUCGAUCGAGUUCGCACCCGACUCCGACGCAACGAAGACUGACCGACUGCACUGUCGUUGAUGUGAAGAACGAACUCGUCGCUGUGGAUUGAAUCGAGCAACCCCGGGGCGCAACAGUAAGAGUUGAAUUGUAGCAGGAUCAGGAGGCAAGACAAAGACAGGCGGUCCUGAGACAACGCUGCAGCAAGCAAGCAGCCAGCCAGCCAGCCAGCCGGACCCCUGCGCUGCGUGACCUUUCCGUCGCUCAACAACAGUCUACAAGACUUUGUCUCUGUCUUGUUCGUUCUCUUGUUACCAUGCAAGAAGACAGAAAUACAAAAAUGAAGAGUCGGCCACAAGUCUACCCAAAAGCGAGCUUCCACAUCAUCCGAGGCAUCGCAUUUGUUUGUGCCAGUAUUGUCUCAGGGAUAUUGAUUUAUUUUUGUAUUCAGUUGAGGCAUGAUGGGUUCAAGUUGCCUUGGACGUUUAUUAUUGUCCUCGCAUCGACCCUCUCAUCCCUCCUCGCUCUUCUCCUCUCAGCCAUAAUCUACGCCUGCGCCUUCCUCUCACCCCUAUUCAACCUCUUCAUGAACAGUCUCAUCCUCAUUUUGUGGAGUAUCGGCUUGGGUCUUCUCACAUGGAACAUGUACGGCACAUUGGGGCACAGCUGCAGUCGAGCAAACUGGGCCUCCGACGCCGGCAUGUCCAUCUGCCGCAUCUACAAGGCCCUCUACUCAUUUGCCAUCUUUGGCUGGCUCGCCCAAGUGGCCCUGGUCAUUCUCGACAUCCGCAGUCGUCGCGCCCAGACUGCUUUGGGGAAAUACGACAAGAUGACGGGCCAAUAUGAGAAUCAGAAGUUACUUGACAAUUCGGAUUUGAAACUCGAUUCUUUGCAUCGGAGCACGGAGAGUACGAGUACCAGCAAUAGUGUACAACCUGCCAACAAUUUUUUGACAGCCCCGAAUGGCAACAACGCCGACGGCAGAAGAGCUGUCGGUGAGGAUGAUGCAGCGGCGCCGCCGUAUGGGCUGUCAGAUUUCGAACAUGCUGGUCGCAGCAGGAAUAACGGUGGGUAUACCAGGACACGAGGAGGAACUAUGGGUACUUCGUCUGGGCCAAGUCCGUACAACAACACCAGUCCUACCAGGAGCAAUGGCGGGCGUACAGGCGGCGGCGCAGCCUACCCAUCAACACAAAUGGACAGCAGCCCUUACAAUAAUCGAUUCGCGCCGAGAACGGGUCACGCUGAUCCUGGAUAUGGAUAUGGCUACGGACAGGAUUAUGAUGCAUACAGGGACGGAUAUCGACGGUGAAGAAAGAACGAAGAAAGCCGAAGAAACCGAGUAUACAGCAAAAUAUAUCUUUUGACACACUGCAGUCGCAAAAAGUGAUGUGAUGGGUAUCAUAUGUGGUAUCUUCCUUACUAUACCAGUACCUAUUUCUAGAAGUCACAGUCCCCCUCCCGUCACAGUCAUGAUCUCGUUUCGAUGGUGAUUUGGAUACUCUUAGAAAUAAAACUGAGCCACUGCACUUUGCCAGAUGGAGUAGAAAUUUAUGUAUACCCAGUCUACCACGUGUAGAUGCAACCGUCGAACCAUCCGAGUACCAUACCAACCGUGUCAUGAGCACGACCACGACUCGGAGCAAACCAAGACCAAGACCAAAACCAAACCCCUAAAAAGUGAAAGCUCAGGAAAAAAAAAUAAUAACUUCGUUCAACCGCCUUCAAGUGGUUCAC
Messenger RNA from Exophiala dermatitidis NIH/UT8656, 2167 nucleotides. RefSeq lists its product as uncharacterized. The coding region runs from base 747 to 1742 and encodes 331 amino acids. NCBI's taxonomy places the organism in Eukaryota, Fungi, Ascomycota, Eurotiomycetes, Chaetothyriales, Herpotrichiellaceae. The record is from RefSeq and is a predicted model, not a curated record. The transcript has 3 exons.